Botrytis fragariae is the source of this 744-nucleotide messenger RNA. RefSeq lists its product as uncharacterized. The coding region runs from base 1 to 744 and encodes 247 amino acids. Lineage: Eukaryota; Fungi; Ascomycota; Leotiomycetes; Helotiales; Sclerotiniaceae. The record is from RefSeq and is a predicted model, not a curated record. The transcript is spliced from 6 exons.
AUGGCUAUGCGGUCGGUGGUUAGUGGGUCUGGGUUUGAUGGGCCGGUCACGGAAAUGGUGAGGAUUGGGUUGAGAGGGGAGAUAGGGGUGGGAGAUUUGGAGGGGGAGGGAGAGGGAAAGGGAGAGGCGGAAAAGGCAGCGAAGAUUUGGCGUGAAACUCUAGACACAGUAGCGGCCCAAAAAGGAUGUACAAAUUCUUACUACGGCGGAACACUGGAGGACGAGGGAGUGUUGAUUUGGUGUAUUGACUGGACAUCCCUCGCUCCCCACAAAGCCUUUAUGGAUUCGCCAGCCUACCCAGCCUUUUUAGAAAACUUGCAGCCGAUUAUGGGAAGUGCGGAAAUCAUACACGCAAGCAAAUUGGAUGUUGCGGGGGCGAUUGCAAAAGGAAAUGCGGAGCAGAAGGGGGGAGUAAUGGAAGUUGCUACGUUUUUUGAUGUGGAGGAUGUUUUUCUUGAGGGUGUAGAAUACUUCAAAACAGCAAUCCGCAAACUUCACGCAGAGAAGAAAAUAGCAGGUUUUCUGGGCGUGAUAGAUUCCGGAGAGGUGAUUGAGAAGAUCGCUAAGAAUAAAGAGGCGAUGGAGGAAGAAAAGGGGAGAGCUUUGGUUAUGAUGCUAGGGUGGGAGAGUAAGGAGGCUCAUAUGGCAUUCAGAGAGACAAAGGAAUUUGCGGACAACAUAGGAUAUUUGAGAAAAGGGACGAGUGGGGCAGAUAUGUUCCAUAUAGCAUUCAAGAAUGCAUAA